AUGGAUGAACCUGAAAGCAGUAGGCAUAAAAGGGUCAAUACUGAAAUUGAUGAUCAAUUUGCUCCAGAUGGCAAGGAUGAUGUUGUUGAUGUGAAAGAAGGGUUAGCUUCCCAAACCUAUGAUAGUUUACGAAUGCUUACUAAGGAAGAUGUUUUGCAAAUGAAAUUCAAUUCAGAGGAUGAUGCUUAUACUUUCUACAAUGCAUAUGCUAAGGUCAUCGGUUUUAACGUACGAAGAAGUAGAAAAAGAAUUACUGGAGACAACAAAUUUGUAGAGAGUAGGAAAUGGGUUUGUUCAAGGGAAGGUGUAAGAGAAAAGAAAUACUUGCAACAUGUGGAAUGGGACAACCGGUUGGACAAGAUUUUUUGGGCAGAUUGUAGGUCUCGAAUGGAUUAUGCUGCAUUUGGUGAUGUAUUGGUAUUUGAUACAACUGAUCAUACAAAUGCAUAUAAGAAGCCAUUUGUAAUUCUAGCUGGCGUGAGUAACCAUUUUAUGACAACUAUAUUCGAAUGUGCUUUGUUGCCUGAUGAGACAAUGGAGACAUACACGUGGGUGUUGGAAAUGUUAAUGGAGGCCAUGGAUGGUAAAAGACCCAUUUCCGUUGUAACAGAUGGUGAUAGGGCAAUGCGUCAGUACAAGUUGGAGAACAAUAACUGGGUGUUGGAUAUUCAUCUGAAGCGUGAUAAUUGGGCUGAGGCAUAUCUCCGUGGUCGCAUGUUUGCUGGAAUGAGGAGCACUCAACGUGUUGAGGGUAUGCAUGCAUAUUUCAAUAUAUUCCUAAACCAAAAGGUUAGGCUGUACGAAUUUGUAGCGCAAUAUGAUAGGGCUCUUGCUAGAAUGCGUGUUAAUGAGGCAGAAAUAGAAUCGAAAACAAAGAAUAGUUUCCCGAUUUUGACUACGCCAUUGAGAAGUUUGGAGAAACAUGCAGCUGGACUCUUUACUCGGAAGAUUUUCUCAUUGUUUCGAUAUGAAAUCAGGAAAGAGGGUAAAUUGUUUGUGAUGGAAAGAGUUCAGCUGGAGGAUCAUCGCACCUAUCAUUUUGGUGAGUACAAGGCACCAACAUGCACAUGGACGGUUGAGUAUUUUCCAGCUAAUAUCACAAUGAAAUGUUGUUGCUUGAAGUUUGAGUCGUUUGGAAUCCCUUGCUACCACAUGAUUGCUGUUAUGAAAUCUGAACAAUUAAUGUGUAUUCUACCGAGUUGUGUCUUGCAGAGAUGGACAAGACGUGGUAGGUCAAAGUGUCAACAACCAAGUCUUACCCAAAUUUGUAGCACCCUAACACAGACAACUCGGUUUGGUAUACUCAGCUCCUGUUUUAGUGAAAUGUCAUAUUAUGCCUCAUACGCGGACAAAGAUUUUGAAGAGGCAAGGGAAAUAGCUUUCCAGCUGACAUCGCAGAUGAAAAAACGUUGGGCAAUGAGAAAAGAAGGUAACGCCGAGGCUGGGGACAGAAAUAUUGCACCCAAACUAUAUGGCGUUGGUGAUCCGAAUGUAGUGAAGACCAAAGGGAACCCUAGAGGGACAUCUUCUAUGGGUAAACCUUCAAAACCAAGGUGGUGUGGGUAUUGUAGGAGCAUCGGACACACGAAGCGGACGUGUAAAAAAUUGGCUUCAAGUAGCCAGAGAGAGGGUAGCAACUCAGACAGUGAACCAUUCAUGAACACAGAGUUAGAUCCCCACACGGAUGAUAUUGAUGAAUUGCCAAAUUAUCCAAAUGAUCCAGUGUAG
Camellia sinensis is the source of this 1728-nucleotide messenger RNA. The record is from RefSeq and is a predicted model, not a curated record. NCBI's taxonomy places the organism in Eukaryota, Viridiplantae, Streptophyta, Magnoliopsida, Ericales, Theaceae.